Molecule: messenger RNA, 1413 nt
Organism: Effrenium voratum
Lineage: Eukaryota; Dinophyceae; Suessiales; Symbiodiniaceae
Source: the annotation of a GenBank genome assembly
AUGGGCUUCGUAGCGCCGGAUGCGCAGCAGGUGGACUUUGAGGCCAUUCCCAUCCUCCUGGACGACGAGUCGCCGCCGAGUCGCCGAAGAUUGCGAUUGGAGCGACCCACUCCGAGGUGCGUGAGGCCAAAGCCCUGCGCGACGAUCAGGGUGGAUGAGGAUGUGGAGAUCAUCCUCGACCCGACCGCAGAGCUCAGCCGCGGCUUCGGCGCCCGACCGCAAAUGCAUCGGUCCCUGCCGGCGUUGUACCUAGAGCCUCACCGGGUGAACAUGUCCAGGCAUUGCACGGUGUGCAGGCAGCAAUUUCGCUCUGGAGAUCUUCGCGUGGGCUUUAUGCAGGAGCCUCAGCUCCUGCCUCAAUGGGUGCAUCUCUGCUGCACGCGGCGGGCGCGGCUGCGAAGCAUCGGGCGCUGGAUGGCCCAUCAUCCGCAGGUCACGGAGGCGGAACUGGACAAGGCGCUGGACACAUUGGGCCGACCGGGCGGCAGUUCGAAUGAGUUGCAGCCUUGGAGCUAUCUGGCGGCAACGGUACAUGAAUGGACCACCACGCUUUUGCGCGAGCGAGGACACCGCAGCACUGCCGCGGCAUUGGAGUCUGAGAGAGAGAUCGCUGAUGUGCUGGCCACCUUGCCGUGCGAGCAGUUGCAGGAAGCUCACGACAGCUGCGCCAUUUGUCAUCAGACGUUGGACGUGGGGGAGAUGGUUUGCCGCCUGCCUUGUGAGCAUGUCUACCACGUCGGCUGCAUCGACGCCUGGCUGAGGCCGUAUCCAGAGCGCUUCACCAAUGACUUUUUUCGGGACAGCUUGCCAGAGCUGGAGUUCAAAUUGGAAGAGGCUUGCGUCAAGGGCAGCAUUCAGGAGGUGCACGACCUCAUCCUGAAAGGCGCCGACAAGGACGCGCCCUUGGACCAAGACCUCAAGACACCGUUGAUGAUCGCCUGCCAACUCGGCUGGUUCCACUUGGUGAAGUGGCUGGUGGAGUUUGAGGAAGUUGACAUGGAUGGGCCCAUGUCCAGAUGCGGCUUUCGGGCCAUGGACUACGCUGGCAAGGAGCAGUUCCGCUGGCCCAACGAGGAGGUGGAGAUUGCCGACUACCUGAGGAGUAUGGGCUCCAACUACUCCUGGUGGGGCGCCUGCUUUGCCGGGGACAUCCCCCGCAUCGAUGAAUACCUGCAAAAUGGGCAGGAUAUUAACGAGAUCAAUCCGGUGCUCUGGAACUACAACGCUGUAGAUUGCGCCCUCCAUGGAGGAUGCGCCAAGGCGGCGCAGUUCCUGGUGGCGCGGGGGGGCAUGAUCACCGUGAGGAAUUGUCACGUGCCGGUGUGGGAGGACAUGUUGUGGAGUCUUGGCCGUGGGGAUGCAUUCAUGUACAAGGAGUGGGGCAUCGAAGAAGGCACCUUCACAAAGCUAUGA